Labrus bergylta (ballan wrasse) is the source of this 1776-nucleotide messenger RNA. It is a transcript of the gene ldb3b, whose product is annotated as LIM domain binding 3b. Gene Ontology annotation, molecular function: muscle alpha-actinin binding; actin binding. Lineage: Eukaryota; Metazoa; Chordata; Actinopteri; Labriformes; Labridae. The record is from RefSeq and is a predicted model, not a curated record. Gene Ontology annotation, cellular component: adherens junction; Z disc; stress fiber. Gene Ontology annotation, biological process: actin cytoskeleton organization; heart development; muscle structure development.
CUUUAACAUUAACAUCAAAGUUGACUUUUUAAAGUUUGUAAUUCUCUAAACGUUUUGAUUUCUGGAGGUUCAACAGCACCUGACCCACCCACCCACCACCACCACCCACAACCACAGGGUGUUUGUCCUGAACGCUGGGUGCAGACGGGGAGAGACGGUAAAGAGAACUGAGGGCUUACGGAGAAGAAGCAAGCACCGCGGCGCCGUCAGGGACAAAAAAAGGAUAGCAGGAGGAGGACGAGGAGAACAAGGGCACACCGAGCAGGAGGAGAAGCCACAGCCAGCAGGAGUUGUCUAAAGGAGGAGUGUUGACAUCUAACCGAAGAUGAGUGCGUACACAGUGACUCUGAAUGGCCCCGCUCCAUGGGGCUUCAGACUACAGGGAGGAAAGGACUUCAACAUGCCACUAACCAUCUCUAGGAUAACUCCGGGCAGCAAAGCAGUGGGAGGCAGCCUGGCCCAGGGAGACAUCAUCUCAGCCAUCGAUGGGGUCAGCACUGAGGGGAUGACGCACCUGGAGGCCCAGAACAAGAUCAAGUCUGCAGUCCACAAACUGUCACUCACCAUGCAGAAAUCAAGACGUCCUGCACUAGUUGCCACAACAACUCAAAGAAUGGACUCACCCAUGCAAAUGAUCCCCCACCAGAAGGUCAUUGCCAACACAGCUGCAAAUGUGGAGUACACUCCCAGCUUCAACCCCAUAGCUCUGAAAGACUCUGCAAUGUGCACCCACAAGCCCAUUGAGGUGAAGGGUCCGGGAGGAAAGGCCACCAUUGUUCACGCCCAGUACAACACACCAAUCAGCAUGUACUCACAGGACGCCAUCAUGGACGCCAUUGCAGGGCAGUCGCAGGCCAAGGGACACGACGGUGAGGAAGCCGGCUCCCCCUUGGCUGGAUCUCUGCCUGUUAAGGACCCUGUGGUAGACUGCGCGUCUCCGGUUUACCAGGCAGUGAUCAGGCCAGGAGAGGCAAGUGUGGAUAUGUCUGAAUGGGCUCGUCGUGCUGCAAACCUGCAGUCCAAGAGCUUCAGGAUGCUGGCCCACAUCACUGGCACUGAAUACAUGCAAGACCCAGAUGAGGAAGCCCUGCAGAAGUCGAGGGAGAGGUUUGAGUCGGAGUGAAAGGACCCCGCUUUGCCAAGCUGAAGAAUUGGCACCAGGGGCUGUCUUCACAGAUCCUCAAUGUCCAGGAGUAAAGAGGAGCAGGAGAGAAAGUGAAAGAGGGGACAUGUUCAGGAGGAAAUGGACAAAAGCACAGGAGUUAAGGGGAGAGGAUACAUUAUAAUGGAAAAAGGAGCAGGAGGAGGAAACUCCACGGGAAUGUGAGAUAGUGUUGUAGUGUAGAUUAGUAGAAUGUGAGAUACUAAAUGUUAGUGUGAGAAUGCUAUGUGUUCAUUAGCUCAGUAUUACCUGUCAAAUGUAUGUCUGCUGCUAAGACCUGAUAAUGCAUUUGGGUUUUUCCUUUUCUUUCUUUUCUGUUUGUUGGGUUCUGUCUCUCAUAAAUUAAAGGGAAUUUGUAUAAAAAAAAUAAUACUUCAAGGUGAGAUGCAGAAGUGAAUAAUGUUUCCUUCAUGGCUUACAUGCAGUAGAAUACAUACGCCUCAUUUAAGAACAUGAGGAAUUUAAUAUUACAUGCAUGCUUGUGAGAAGGCACACGAGGACAAACACAGAGAUUUAACUACAUGCACAAAUACAUUAUGUUAAAUAUGCACUCAAAAAAUGUACUGAUAUCAAUGUGAAUAAAUGUUUUCUUUAAACCAGACGGCUCAGUGAAA